Molecule: messenger RNA, 2256 nt
Organism: Aspergillus pseudotamarii
Lineage: Eukaryota; Fungi; Ascomycota; Eurotiomycetes; Eurotiales; Aspergillaceae
Product: major facilitator superfamily domain-containing protein
Exons: 6
Coding region: 1-2256 (751 amino acids)
Biological process (GO): transmembrane transport
Molecular function (GO): hydrolase activity; transmembrane transporter activity
Source: RefSeq, a predicted model, not a curated record
AUGUCUUGGGGAUUUUCUGAAAAGAAUGACACCCCAGGGGUAACCUCGACCCCGAUCAAAUCUAGUGACAUCUCAAUAGCGGAAUCGCCGGGCCAAGGACGACAGAAUGUACACUACGUCAGCCGAACUGAAGAUAACUCGCUUCCUGAGUACGAAGGAGACGAUAUCCCAGGUUACGAUGCCACUCUUAUGCGAGCGCGAGCAAGUCUUAGCAGCGCAGAAGAAAAGAAGUUACUACGGCGAAUAGAUUGGCACCUAAUCCCACUCUUAGCGAUCAUGUAUAUGCUCAAGAGUGUCGAUUUCACCAAUGUGUCCUGGGGAGUAGUACUCUGCUGUCAUGCCGCUGUGACCAACCGACAAGGUCUGUAUGCAGUUCGCUUUUUCCUUGGUCUCUUCGAGGCCGGCCUGUGGCCCGGCAUGCUUGUCCAGCUAUGCUACUGGUAUAGACCAGAUGAGAUUGCCCCUCGGAUUGUCCUCGUCACACUUCUCGUUCCCUCUACCGCCUCUUGGCUGUCUGAGAGAGAACGGACUUUUGUUGAAGCGCGCCUCCCCAGUAACGCCCCGAGAGCAGCUGAAGCGAAUUUCAACUUGCGCGAACUCAUCACCACAUUAAAAAACAAACGGAUCUGGCUUUUCCUCCUUUGUUGGGCUUUCUUCACUGUCGGUACUACAGGACUUACAUUUUACCAACCAACCGUGAUCGCAAACCUUGGAUUUACCUCUAUGGGCGAAACACAACUGUUAAACAUCCCUUCGGCGGUUUUCGCAGUGAUUCUGACCGUUGUCUUUGGAAUCUUAGCCGACACGGGAAGAAUUCCCCAGCCCGCGAUUCCCCUCGCUUUCAUGAUUGUCAUCGAGGCAUGUUAUGGCGUGCUCUAUGCUUUCCCGAAUACCGGCGGCGUGUACGCGGCCACCAUUCUAGCCGGAGGAUUCUCAACCGCAUGGUACGUGAUGAUGUGGCCCUGGCGUGUGCAGACUACGGAGGGUGCCACGGGCUCUGCCUUCGCUAUCGCGUUUGCAAAUAGCUACGGUCAAAUUGGAGGGGCCGUGGGGUCUCAACUGUUUAAUUCUCGGUAUGCGCCGCGAUAUACGACUUCCUUUGGGAUUGCAAUGGGUUUCGUAGGGAUGGCUAUCAUUAUGAACCUUAUAACUUGGGGCUUUACGUGGAAGGUCGAUGUUGAUACCAGGAAACUCAAGAGAAUCCGGUUGGCGGCUGCAAAACAGAAUCAGGCGGUGUUGAAUGAUGUGGACAUUCAUGCUGGGGAAAAGCAAUUCAAUAUCUACGCAUAUGUUGGGCAGAACAGACACCCGGACGUGUUGGUGACCAGCCACAUCGACACAGUCCCGCCCUUCAUCCCUUACUCACUUCAUGCACCAACCUCAGACACGGGGUCCUUCAAUCGCACGGACCUCGUAAUUGCUGGCCGUGGGACGGUGGAUGCCAAAGCGAGCGUUGCGGCGAUCGUGUUUGCCGCUCUGGAAACACUCGCUGAGAAUCCCCACGCCUCCAUCGGGUUGUUGUUUGACGUCGGCGAAGAAAAGAGUGGCGUGGGGAUGAAACACUUCUCCAAUUCUGAGCUCAACCCGAUACCUCCGACAUAUCAGACGGUCAUAUUCGGAGAGCCAACAGAGCUCAACCUGGUUGCGGCACAUAAAGGAACCCUAGGAUUCAAGCUGGUCGCUGAAGGCAAAGCCGCUCACUCUGGAUACCCCUGGUUAGGUCAAAGUGCCAUCUCAUCGCUCAUACCGGUUCUUGCUCACCUUGAGAGCCUACAAGAUCUUCCACCCGAGAAAGGUGGUCUCCUUCGCAGUGAAACGUUGGGAAAAUCAACCUUGAAUAUUGGUCUACUGCAGGGCGGAAUUGCCGCCAACGUUGUCGCAGCGCAUGCUGAAGCAGCAAUUACUGUUCGCCUUGCAGCGGGAGCCCCAGAGGACACCAGGCUUAUUGUCGAGGCAGCGGUGGCGAAUGUGACUAACGGCGAUGAGAGCGUUUAUCUUGAUUUUGGGAAUCGCACAUUAGGCGCUCCACCGCAGUACUUCGAUGUCGAUGUGGACGGCUUUGAGGUUAUCACAGUUAAUUACGGGACCGAUGCCCCUGCAUUGAAGAUUCAUGACCAGGAGGCUCAAAGGGUUAGGAGGUAUUUGUAUGGCCCUGGAAGCAUCCUUGUUGCUCAUGCUGAUGACGAGGCCAUCACGGUCGGGGAACUGGAAGAGGCUGUACGCGGAUACAAAAGACUCAUCUCUGCUUCUCUAUAG